AUGUAAAAAUUAUUUGGUUCUACGUAUGAUUAUCUAACAAUAAGUUUAAAUUAAGCAAGUACAAUUAGUCAUCCUGGUAUUUGUAAAAUUUAAAUUAUAGCUUCUUAUGUAAAAGAAGGAACAGGGAAAUAAGGGAUUAGAAAGAUAUAUGGAAAUGGAGGUGGUGGAGUACCAUUUGAUUAAUUUGAAUAACAAAUGCUAGCCUAAUUGAAAUAAAAACUAAAUGGAAUGGCUAGGUAUUAGUUUAAUGUGAAAAAAAAAUAGUCAUUAUCCUGAUAUAUUAUUAUAUCGUUUCUUGUAUUCAUUUCGUUUUAGUUUAGAUGAUACUUAUAAUGGAAUCAAGAAUCAUGAGGAAUGGUUGAAUAAUCCUUCAACAUUCUAAUUGAAUAGUGGAUCCUAGGCGAUAUUGGUAUUGUUAUAAGAUUGAAUUCUAGGACAAAGGAAUUAUUUAUUUGGGUGGAAGGGAUAAAAAAUAUAGACCUUCAGUGAUUUUCUAGGUAGGUUUGAUUGAUUAAAAAAAUAUAAAAGUUGAAGAAUUUUUAGCAGCUUUAAACACCGUUUUUAUGAUAACAUAACAAUAUUGUUUUUAUGAAGGAUAUGUUGAAAAUUGGAUAAUAUUGAUUGAUACAGCUGAAUUAGGUCUAUUAAGUUUACCUGUUGAAAUUUUAAAGAAGAUUAUCUCAACAGCUGCUGCACAUUAUGUUGGAAAUUUAGAAAAAUUAUAUCUCUUAAAUCCAUCAAUGGGUCUUAAUAUGUCAUGGAGUU
Molecule: messenger RNA, 765 nt
Organism: Paramecium sonneborni
Lineage: Eukaryota; Ciliophora; Oligohymenophorea; Peniculida; Parameciidae
Source: the annotation of a GenBank genome assembly